Messenger RNA from Acanthoscelides obtectus, 343 nucleotides. The record is from the annotation of a GenBank genome assembly. NCBI's taxonomy places the organism in Eukaryota, Metazoa, Arthropoda, Insecta, Coleoptera, Chrysomelidae.
ACAAUUGUGUCAAAAGCGGGUCAUAUUGCAACAAUUCCUCUUAAUGAGCAAAGAACUGUUACUGCGGAUUGUCAUAAUCGACCCCGAAAGAAGAAUAAUUCUCCACCAAGACAAUGCAAGCUCGCACACAGCCCCAAAAACAAGGCAGUAUUUAACGGAAGAAAACGUGGAAUUAUUGGACCAUCCUCCAUAUAGUCCCGAUGUAAGUCCGAACUUUCCUGAAAAUUAAAAACAGACUGCGUAGUCAAAGGUUCCAGUCACCAGAAGAAGCAGUUAACGCAUUCAAAAAUGCCGUUUUGGAUCUGCCAGCAAACGAGUGGAAUAAGUGCUUCGAAAAUUGGUU